This is a messenger RNA of Dendroctonus ponderosae (mountain pine beetle), 743 nucleotides long. RefSeq lists its product as uncharacterized. Bases 63 to 677 code for a protein of 204 amino acids. The transcript is spliced from 3 exons. NCBI's taxonomy places the organism in Eukaryota, Metazoa, Arthropoda, Insecta, Coleoptera, Curculionidae. The record is from RefSeq and is a predicted model, not a curated record.
UAAAAAAAACUAGUAAAGUUUUAGUUUAGCAAAUUUUCUUCGCCAACAAGCAAACAAGUAAAAUGAGUAUAUGUUUCAGUGUUCUGAUAACCCUGGCUGUAGUAUCGGUUAGUUUAUGCCAACCACCUGCAUAUAGCGAGUCUUACGCUAAAGUUCGAUUCCAAACUCAAUGGAAAACAUCCGAUGGCAAUAAAGCCCUAUUAAAGGCGGAAGAGACACAUAAAGAAGAAGUUACAGAAAAUUCGAGAGUGGUUUCUGAUGCUGAAUCUAUUUCACUAGCCGAACAUCAAGAAUUGACAACAGAACGUGAAUCUGAGCAAAUUAAUUUUGCCGGUAUGCAACGUGGACAGUUGUUAAAGGAUAAACUACAACAUGAUGACGAGGGCAAAAAGAAAAGCCUUGCUACAAUUGCGCCAGAUUCAGACGCAAAGAUAAUUGAAAAUUUGGAUGAAGUAGAGUAUGAGCUAGAAGACUUAAAUAAUCAAGGGGUUUACUAUAUAAUCCAUCCCAGCGGACUUUUUCAAAAGGUUGUUUAUAGUACGUGGGAUGAUCCACAGUAUAUGCAGUCCUCCACACAAAUAAACAAUGCCGAUGUUGAUCCUAUUAUGGAGCCCGUUUACACUUAUGAUCCGACCACUUUUGUAUUUCAGCGCUUCAUUCUCGGUUUGCCACAAUAAUAUGCAAAAAUGCGUAACUAAUUUUUGCAACUAAAUUCGAAUGAAUUUGUGCAUAAAGUGUUAAAA